Molecule: messenger RNA, 2007 nt
Organism: Salvelinus fontinalis (brook trout)
Lineage: Eukaryota; Metazoa; Chordata; Actinopteri; Salmoniformes; Salmonidae
Gene: notum1a
Product: notum, palmitoleoyl-protein carboxylesterase a
Exons: 10
Coding region: 362-1852 (496 amino acids)
Molecular function (GO): hydrolase activity
Source: RefSeq, a predicted model, not a curated record
CCUUAACUUGGUUCAAUAGCAGUGACAGUGCGGUGGUGGUUUGAGAACAGAACAGUUUCCCGACUUCGAUUAAGAUCAUCUAGGAAACUAGUGCUUCUAUUUUAGACAUUUUUUACAUCGAUCCAUAGAAGCCACUGAAUUGUUUUUAAUAAAUGCAUUUAAAAAGUGUUUUCCUUGAUCAUCUGAUAGAAAACAGUUAGCCUAGGUCGGAGGAUAGCAGUGCUACAGUUCGAAACGUGCGUCAUUCUCUGCUUCUUAUUCCAAUCCAAUCUCCAAACAGCAAGAACUCUUCGGAAGGAAAACGUUAAACUCGGAAACCAUCAAAGGAAGACCUAAACUGCAGGUGACUCGCGGAAAAAAGAUGACGGCAAUGAGAUUGAUUUCCUGGCUUUUGCUGCUGGUGUUUAUGCAGUCCGGAGUUUUUGCCGCAAGAAGAUUCCGAGGUGGUCGCAACCCGCAACCACGACGGACACCGCCUUCUCCCACAUACCGGGACCGGGGUGACACCACGGAGAGUUUCCCUUUGGAUUUCACCGCCGUCGAAGAUAACAUGGACAACUUCAUGACGCAGGUGAAGAACCUGGCGCAGUCCCUCUACCCGUGUUCGGCGCAGAAGCUCGACUAUGAUAUGAAGCUGCACUUUUUGGAAAAUACUUCAGUCACGUGCAACGAUGGAACUCCAGCAGGGUACUACAUGAAAGAGUCCAGGGGGAGCAGACGGUGGUUGAUAUUCUUGGAGGGCGGCUGGUACUGCUUCAACAAAGAGAACUGUGACAGCCGAUACGACACCAUGAGGAGACUGAUGAGCUCGUCCAAGUGGCCUCAAACCAAAACAGGCACAGGGAUUCUGUCUCCACUCCCAGAGGAAAACCCUCACUGGUGGAACGCCAACAUGGUGUUCAUCCCCUACUGCUCUAGUGAUGUGUGGAGUGGUGCCUCAGCCAAGACGGACCACAGUGGCUACGCCUUCAUGGGGUCUCUGAUCAUUCAGGAGGUGGUGAAGGAUCUGCUGACCAAGGGGCUUGACAACGCCAAGGUUCUACUAUUGGCUGGCAGCAGUGCGGGGGGGACGGGGGUCCUGCUAAACGUGGACCCUGUGGCUGAACUGCUGGAGGGGCUGGGGCACCCUGGGAUCCAGGUGAGGGGUCUGGCUGACUCGGGCUGGUUCCUGGACAACAAGCAGUACCGAUCUACUGACUGUCACGACACCAUCAGCUGUGCCCCCACGGAGGCCAUCAAGAGAGGCAUCAAGUACUGGGGCAGCGUGGUGCCAGAGAGGUGUAGACAGGUCCACCUGGGGGAGGAGUGGAACUGUUUCUUUGGCUAUAGAGUGUUCCCCUCCAUAAAGAGCCCAGUGUUCGUGGUCCAGUGGUUGUUUGACGAGGCCCAGCUGACCGUCGACAACAUCCAUCUGACCGGUCAGCCCGUCCAGGAAGGGCAGUGGCGGUACAUCCAGAACCUAGGCAUCGAGCUGAGGAACACGCUCAAAGAUGUCCCGGCCAUGUUUGCUCCAGCUUGCCUCUCACAUGAAGUCAUCACAAGGAAUUACUGGAUCGACGUUCAGGUCAAAGGCACCUCCCUUCCCCGAGCCCUGCACUGCUGGGACCGCAGUCUCCAAGACAACAGCCGGAGCAACAAGGCCCCUCCCAAGGGCUGCCCUGUCCAUUUGAUUGACAGCUGCCCCUGGCCACACUGCAACCCCACCUGCCCCACCAUCAGGGAUCAGUUCACGGGCCAGGAGAUGAACGUGAUCCAGUUCCUCAUGCACAUGGGCUUUGACGUGCAGAAGAUGGCCCAGCAGCAGGGCAUGGACCCCAGCAAGCUACUGGGGAUGCUGAGCAGCGGGAGCUAAGGAGACAGGAGUAAAGUCUUAGUAAAGUAGACCAAACCAGGGGGCUAUGGGGCCAAAUCCUAACUUUGAGAUCCCAGAAAAUAUGCUUUAAAAAAAAUACUUGUUUUAAUCUCCCAUUGACAUCAAUGUUUGAUUUAAAGGGAUAGUUCACUUUU